Molecule: messenger RNA, 2835 nt
Organism: Varanus komodoensis (Komodo dragon)
Lineage: Eukaryota; Metazoa; Chordata; Lepidosauria; Squamata; Varanidae
Gene: EHD1
Product: EH domain containing 1
Exons: 5
Coding region: 25-1629 (534 amino acids)
Biological process (GO): endosomal transport; endocytosis
Cellular component (GO): plasma membrane; cytoplasm
Molecular function (GO): GTP binding; protein binding; calcium ion binding
Source: RefSeq, a predicted model, not a curated record
GCGGCAGCGGGCGCCGGCUCGGCCAUGUUCAGCUGGGUAAGCCGCGACGCGCGGCGCCGCAAGGAGCCCGAGCUGUUCCGCACCGUGUCCGAGGGGCUGAAGCAGCUGUACGCCGGCAAGCUGCUGCCGCUGGAGGAGCACUACCGCUUCCACGACUUCCACUCGCCCGCGCUGGAGCCGGCCGACUGGGAGAGCAAGCCCAUGGUGCUGCUGGUGGGCCAGUACAGCACGGGCAAGACCACCUUCAUCCGGCACCUGCUGGAGCAGGACUUCCCCGGCAUGCGCAUCGGGCCCGAGCCCACCACCGACUCCUUCAUCGCCGUCAUGGGCGGCGGCAGCGAGGGCGUCAUCCCGGGCAACGCGCUGGUGGUGGACCCGCGGCGCCCGUUCCGCAAGCUCAACGCCUUCGGCAACGCCUUCCUCAACAGGUUCAUGUGUGCCCAGUUACCCAACCCAGUUCUGGACAGCAUCAGUAUAAUUGACACGCCUGGCAUCUUGUCUGGAGAGAAGCAGCGGAUAAGCAGAGGGUACGACUUCGCGGCCGUCCUGGAGUGGUUCGCGGAGCGGGUGGACCGCAUCAUCCUGCUCUUCGAUGCCCACAAGCUGGACAUCUCGGACGAGUUCUCGGAGGUGAUCAAGGCCCUGAAGAACCACGAGGACAAGAUCCGGGUGGUGCUGAACAAGGCGGACCAGAUCGAGACGCAGCAGCUCAUGCGGGUCUACGGCGCCCUCAUGUGGUCGCUGGGCAAGAUCAUCAACACGCCCGAGGUGGUGCGGGUCUACAUCGGCUCCUUCUGGUCGCACCCGCUGCUCAUCGCGGACAACCGGAAGCUCUUCGAGGCCGAGGAGCAGGACCUCUUCCGGGACAUCCAGUCCCUGCCCCGCAAUGCCGCCCUCCGGAAGCUCAACGACCUCAUCAAGAGGGCCAGGCUUGCCAAGGUCCACGCCUACAUCAUCAGCUCCCUGAAGAAGGAGAUGCCCAACGUCUUCGGCAAGGAGAGCAAGAAGAAGGAGCUGGUGAGCAACCUGGGCGAGAUCUACCUCAAGAUCGAGCGGGAGCACCAAAUCUCCCCGGGGGACUUCCCCAACCUCCGUAAGAUGCAGGAGCAGCUGCUGUCCCAGGACUUCAGCAAGUUCCAGCCCCUGAAGACGAAGCUCCUGGACGCGGUGGACGACAUGCUGGCGAAAGACAUCGCGCAGCUGAUGGUGCUGGUGCGGCAGGAGGAGUCGCAGAUGCCGGCGCAGGUGGUGAAGGGCGGCGCCUUCGAGGGCACCAUGAACGGCCCCUUCGGGCACGGCUACGGCGAGGGCGCGGGCGAGGGCAUCGACGACGCAGAGUGGGUGGUGAGCAGGGACAAGCCCACCUACGACGAGAUCUUCUGCACGCUCUCGCCCGUCAACGGCAAGAUCACGGGGGCCAGCGCCAAGAAGGAGAUGGUCAAGUCCAAGCUGCCCAACACGGUGCUGGGCAAGAUCUGGAAGCUGGCCGACGUGGACCGGGACGGGCUGCUGGACGAGGAGGAAUUCGCGCUGGCCAACCACCUCAUCAAGGUCAAGCUGGAGGGGCACGAGCUGCCGGCCGAGCUGCCCCCACACCUGGUGCCGCCCUCCAAGCGGAGGCACGAAUGACCCCCCACCCCACCGGGGCUGCUCUCGCUCGGACGGCCGGACGGCCCCCGCGGGGCGGACUAGAGGCCCCCACGCUUUCCCGGAGGAAGGGAGCUCAUGCGCAAUAAAGUAUUUUUGGAGGAAUGUUCAAUGCACCCCAGCUCUGAUUUUGAGGCAAGCGCCUGGUGGGGGGAGAGUCGACCCUCUGGACGCGGGGGGGCAGGGGGGCCGCCCCUUCUCCUCCCAACAUCGCCUGUCUUCCUUUCUGCGUGUCCCAGUUCCUGGCUGGAUUGGGGGGGGCCUCCCCGCCUCACUCCCACUGUGAUUGGCGCUGCUCUGGGGCGGUCUCAGGGGUCUCCGUGGCUCGAGGGGGCCCGAAGCCGGGACCACGCAUUGACUGCAGCCCUCCAUCAGCGGUCUUGUCUGGGCUCGUGGCCCUUUCCCGACCGGAUCCCACUGAUUCGUGGGCGGCCCCCCUCGGGGAGGAGCCCCGGAGCCGGACGGGCGUCUCUCCCGGCCCCUGCUGUCCCCGCCCUCCUUCCCGCCCCUGUGCUGGGCAUGCCUCACCUUAAGAGGCCUCUGUGUGGCUCGAGGACUCGCUCGCUGGAGGGGAGGCCCGGUGCCUGCAGGUGACGCGACACGAGGGCAGAGCCUGUCCCUGAGCUUCAGAGCCGUGUUUCUGAACCGUGCGCCCGUCAGCCCCUCCGUUCAAGGCUGGCGAUUUGCUGGAAAGGCCGAAAUGGACAGUGGACAGACAGACGGUGGCCCUGGCAGCUGUGACGGAGAACUGCGGGCGGAGGAGUCGGGCGAACAUGUGACCGGGGCGCCCUCCUGGGCGCUGUGCAGCUGCUGCUCCUGCCUGGGCCGGCCCUGGUGCUGCGCACGCUGCGCUGGAAGAGGCGCCAGGAUCUCUGGCUGGCUGACGGCGCCGCGGCGUGCAGGGGCCGGGGACAAGGCGGACUUGGUGCUGCUGGGGGGCUGCUGGAGAGCCCGGGCCUGGAAUGGGUUCACGAGUCCUCGCCCUGGGGCAGAAAAGGCGGAGCGGAAGCGCUCGCAUUUUUCUCUGUGCCUGAGCUGAGUGAAGGAAGGCGGAUCGCUGCCAGCCGGAAGACGCUCUCGGUGCCGCUAAAACCUGGGAGGGGCCCGAGAGUCUGCCUGGUCGUGUGGGUGGAAGCGCUGUGAUAUAUUCCUCCGGUGGCGCAGCAUUAAAGUUGCCGUUGGUUCCAA